Molecule: messenger RNA, 384 nt
Organism: Anisakis simplex (herring worm)
Lineage: Eukaryota; Metazoa; Nematoda; Chromadorea; Rhabditida; Anisakidae
Source: the annotation of a GenBank genome assembly
AUGGAAGCCGAUUUUAUCAUAGUGAAAAGUCGUAAUGGUCAGUUGACACUUCACGAUAUGUACAGCACUGGAUAUGGACCGCCGCGAGAGGAUUCUGAGCAGAAUGUCUACACACCGACCGUUGUGGGAACGCAUGUGAACGGCAUGCUUCGAGCACAGUUCACAAGGAAGCGUGAUACGGGCGAUCGCAAGGCUGAUCACCGUUUCUCAGAUACCACUUGCUAUAAAUUCUUGUUCCCAGUAUCGGGUGGACGACUAGAUGCGGUAAGUGAAUUUCCAUCUGUAUUUUUAUUUUUUAACAAUAGUUGUGGGAAUAUUCGGUUUAAUUCCCGUUAUAUCGCCUUAUCUGCAGUUUGUUCGGAUAAGCUCGCAACUUCAGGAUAG